GGGGUUCUAUUUGAUACCAAUUCGUCGUCAAGAAGCUUGAAGGAAGGGAGUGAUGGGAGUGUCAAAGGAACAGGUGGAGUCGGCACUUAGGUCAAAAUUGACUCCUUCUCAUAUCGAAGUUAUUGAUACAUCUGGAGGGUGUGGUGCAAGUUUCAAAGUUGAGAUAGUUUCAGAACAAUUUGAAGGGAAGAGGUUGUUGGAAAGGCAUCGGAUGGUGAAUGGAGCACUUGCGGAAGAGAUGAAAGACAUUCAUGCUCUUUCCAUCACCAAAGCUAUGACCCCUGACCAAUGGAAGAAGCUACAAGAAUCCGAAACUUCUCAACCUGCUGCAUAAAACAUCACUGUUUCCCUCUACCGCUUACUAAUAUGAAAAACCAUAAAUCAUAUCCUUCGGGAUCCAACUCCACCUGUAAUCUCUCUUGACUGCUUAACACCCGUUAUACGUCUUUCUUGGUGGUUUGAAUUUGGCAGAUUACGAUUGAUUUGCUUCUCUGCUAAACCCUUAUUUGGUAAUUGAACUCUUGGCUUGACCAUGGGUUCUUUGGUCUAA
Cynara cardunculus var. scolymus (artichoke) is the source of this 550-nucleotide messenger RNA. Its product is annotated as protein BOLA2. Gene Ontology annotation, biological process: intracellular iron ion homeostasis. Bases 53 to 334 code for a protein of 93 amino acids. The record is from RefSeq and is a predicted model, not a curated record. Gene Ontology annotation, molecular function: 2 iron, 2 sulfur cluster binding. Lineage: Eukaryota; Viridiplantae; Streptophyta; Magnoliopsida; Asterales; Asteraceae. The transcript has 3 exons. Gene Ontology annotation, cellular component: nucleus; cytosol.